UUUGCUUUUCUUUUCUUCUUACAGAUCAUAGUCUAUCGGUGAAAUGUGCAGUCGGCGCCAACGGACAGGCAAAACUGACCUUCUAAAGUGUCCAAGAAAAGCACCAACGUUGUAACAGUCAGGUUGCCAUUAAUUAAGCAAGUGAACACGUUCUCCCAUUGGCAAAAGCUCUGACGGACACGAGAACUGACAUACAGAUGCACACACCGGCCAUUCACCGUAGGCCCAUGAAACCGACCGGAGUAUUUUAAGGACCACAUUAGCUAAUAAAUGCAAUCUCUAAUUAGCCAGAUAAUCAAACACCGCACAGCAGCGCUACUGACAAUGCACCGAGUGUGAAACGGAGUCAAUUGAGCCCCACAGGGAAGGCGUACUCAAAUGCCCCAAAAGCCUAGAGGCAUUAUAUAGAGAAUAGUGUACUCAAAUAUACGUAGCAGGAAAACCUAUAAAGUAUCGCAGAAAAGCACAAGCAUGACGACGACCAAGACGAAGGAAACCGGCAGCAGAUCGGUAGCGAUGCUGAGGAGGCACCUGCACCCAUAUCUGAUCGUCCUUUUAGUGUUAGUUAGCUGCUGUUUAGAUAGGAUUGACAGUUGGACACCAGACGUCCUGACCAAGUCAUACAUUACAUACGAUAACACGAUACCAGCCUUCUUCGGCAACAGCACUGAUUACUUUAAGUUGCUAGAUCAAGAUGACAAUUCGAUACUGAUAGGGGCGCGAAAUGCGCUGUACAACAUCAGCCUGGAUCGGUUAAUCGAGCAUCCGAGCCAGCGGGUCAUGUGGACCUCAUCCGACGCUCACCGGGAACUGUGUACACUCAAGGGCAAGACGGACCAGGACUGCCAAAACUACAUUCGAGUAUAUGCGCGGUUAGGCGCUAAUAAGAUCAUGCUUUGCGGGACAAAUGCUUACAAACCGCUCUGUCGGUAUUAUAACCUGCUGCCGAGUAAUGGUUCAAUUGCGUACGAUAACAAUGAGAUGGAGGCCCUUGGGCGAUGUCCGUACAAUCCACUGCAUAAUAGCACUUAUGUAUUUACCGAUGGCCACCUUUACUCGGCCACGGUAGCGGAUUUCUCGGGAGCGGAUCCCCUGAUAUAUCGUGAACCGCAGCGAACGGAACAAUACGACAGCAAGCAGCUCAAUCAGCCGGCUUUUGUGAGCGCCGUGGAACACAAUGGCUAUGUGCUAUUUUUCUUCCGAGAAGUGGCCGUCGAGUACAUGAACUGUGGCAAAGCAAUUUAUUCGCGUGUAAGCCGCGUCUGCAAAAACGAUAAAGGAGGUCCACAUCCGUUGAAUGACCGAUGGACGUCGUUCCUGAAAGCCCGGCUGAAUUGUUCCAUACCGGGCGAAUAUCCGUUCUAUUUCGAUGAAAUCCAAUCCACUACGAAGACGAUCAAUGGAAUCUAUGGGAGCGAGACGAAUCAGAUCAUCUAUGCGAUAAUGACCACACCUGAAAAUGCCAUCGGUGGUUCGGCGGUUUGUGCUUUUGCCAUCCAAGACAUUCUGGACGCUUUCGAGGGCCCAUUCAAAUGGCAGCAAAGCAUUAAUUCCAACUGGCUACAGGUACCACAAAACCAAGUGCCGGAACCACGCCCGGGAAAGUGCGUUGACGACAGUCGAACGCUACCGAAAGCAUCGGUAAACUUUGUCAAGAUGCACACUUUGAUGGAUUCGUCAGUUCCGUCUCUACAUGCCCGACCCGUUUUUACGCGCGUCAGCCUACUGUACCGAUUGUCCGCGAUCACUGUCGAUCCACAGGUGAAAGCGCUGGACGGCAAAACGUACGACGUGAUCUUCGUAGGAACCAAUGACGGAAAGGUUAUUAAAUUCGUUAACAUAAUGUCGUCCGACUCGACGGAUGAGGUCAAAACAGUAACAAUCAGUGAAACUCAAGCAUUCCCAAUUGGCACCAAAGUGAACGAAAUGACAAUUUCGAAGAAGAGCAAAAAACUUAUUGUCAUAAGCAAUGGGAAGAUAAUUUCACUGCCACUUAGUAAUUGCAACGAACACGAGUUCAAAUCAUGCCGCAAGUGCCUCGAGCUACAAGAUCCCUACUGCGCUUGGGACGAUGAGAACCGAGAGUGUCGAAACACCGAUGAACUACACCAAAGUAGUCGAACGGUUGGACGUUUCUUCCAGCGGUUAGAUGGAUUAAACAUCAACGAAAUCUGCAAAAAGUACGAUCAGCGUGACCAACGACAACAUAAAGCUGAAGAAAACGACGUCUACAUGAGAGUUGAUGGGUCCGGAUCGGCGGAAAAGGAUAACCCACUGGAAACGAAGAACAUCGUCAUCAUCCAAGGCACGGUGACCUCCGUGGGCUCGGUCGACAUUGAUAAUGAAAUAUCGAAGAGCUCGAUCGAGGGUAGCGUGCUGACGAAUAAAAUUGGAUCCCAUCCUUACCACCAUAAAACAGAUACUCUUGUCAAAGAAAACGUGUCGAUUGCUUCAUUCACUGGCAGCUCAGCGUGA
This is a messenger RNA of Aedes aegypti (yellow fever mosquito), 2475 nucleotides long. RefSeq names its product semaphorin-1A-like. Gene Ontology annotation, biological process: neural crest cell migration; semaphorin-plexin signaling pathway; negative chemotaxis. Bases 472 to 2475 code for a protein of 667 amino acids. Gene Ontology annotation, molecular function: chemorepellent activity; semaphorin receptor binding. The record is from RefSeq and is a predicted model, not a curated record. The transcript has 5 exons. NCBI's taxonomy places the organism in Eukaryota, Metazoa, Arthropoda, Insecta, Diptera, Culicidae.